AUGAGAGAAGUCGUUUCCCUUAACGUCGGACAAGCUGGUGUUCAGAUCGCCAACUCUUGCUGGGAGUUGUACUGUCUUGAGCACGGUAUCCAGCCUGAUGGUUACCUUACCGAGGAGCGUCAAAAGGGGCCCCAGGACCAGGGAUUCAGCACUUUCUUCUCUGAGACCGGUCAGGGAAAAUACGUCCCCCGUACCAUCUAUGUAGAUCUCGAGCCCAAUGUCGUUGAUGAAGUACGAACGGGUACCUACAGGAACCUGUUCCAUCCCGAGCAGAUGAUCACUGGAAAGGAGGAUGCUUCCAACAACUACGCCCGUGGACACUACACCAUUGGAAAGGAGUUGAUUGAUCAGGUUUUGGACAAGAUCCGCCGUGUUGCUGACAACUGCUCUGGUCUCCAGGGUUUCCUCAUCUUCCACUCAUUUGGUGGUGGUACCGGUUCUGGUUUCGGUGCUUUGUUGAUGGAGCGUCUCUCUGUCGAUUAUGGCAAGAAGUGCAAGCUCGAGUUCUCAGUUUACCCUGCUCCCCAGGUGUCCACAUCUGUUGUUGAGCCUUACAACUCUAUCUUGACUACCCACACAACUCUUGAGCACUCUGACUGCUCUUUCAUGGUUGACAACGAGGCCAUCUACGAUAUCUGCCGUCGCAACUUGGAUAUUGAGAGGCCCAACACUGAGAACCUCAACAGAUUGAUUGCACAGGUCGUUUCUAGCAUUACUGCUUCUCUCCGUUUCGACGGUUCCCUGAAUGUCGACUUGAACGAGUUCCAGACCAACCUUGUCCCAUACCCUCGUAUUCAUUUCCCUCUCGUCUCAUACGCCCCUGUCAUCUCUGCAUCUAGGGCCUCGCAUGAGGCCAACUCUGUCCAGGAGAUCUCCAACUCCUGCUUUGAGCCCCACAACCAGAUGGUUAAGUGCGAUCCACGCAACGGCAAGUACAUGGCUACAUGUCUGUUGUACCGUGGUGACGUUGUUCCUAAGGAGGUUCACGCCGCCGUCGCCAGCAUCAAGACCAAGAGGACCAUUCAGUUCGUUGAUUGGUGCCCAACUGGUUUCAAGAUCGGUAUCUGCUACCAGCCUCCUCAAUUUGUGCCUAACGGCGAUUUGGCCAAGGUUAACAGGGCUGUUUGUAUGCUCUCCAACACCACCGCCAUUGCUGAAGCAUGGAGCGCUCUUAGCAACAAGUUCGAUCUCAUGUACAGCAAGCGCGCUUUCGUCCACUGGUACGUUGGUGAGGGUAUGGAGGAAGGUGAAUUCUCAGAGGCCAGAGAGGAUUUGGCUGCUCUUGAGCGCGAUUACGAGGAGGUUGCCACCGAUUCUCUCGGUGAAGAUGCUGAGGAGGCCGAGUACUAA
Molecule: messenger RNA, 1350 nt
Organism: Morchella importuna
Lineage: Eukaryota; Fungi; Ascomycota; Pezizomycetes; Pezizales; Morchellaceae
Exons: 10
Coding region: 1-1350 (449 amino acids)
Biological process (GO): mitotic cell cycle; nuclear migration by microtubule mediated pushing forces; microtubule cytoskeleton organization
Cellular component (GO): microtubule; spindle; cytoplasm
Molecular function (GO): GTP binding; structural constituent of cytoskeleton
Source: RefSeq, a predicted model, not a curated record